GCAGAAAUGGCGUUUGAAGAAAAACUAUGUUUUGUACUUAAUAUUGAUUCAUAUUAGAAAGGAAUUCUAUCCAAACAAAAUGAUGCAUAAUUCAGGUGCCAAGUGUUGGAACAGUUUAAAUCAACCUGUGUUACAUGGAGAAUAUUUUACUCCAAAUGCAAAAGAUAUCUGUAAGAAAUGCAAAUGCCUUGCUGGACAAGCUAUGGGCUGCUUCUUUGAGAAAUGUCCUCAAUUACCUGGUUGUGAUCGUUAUAAACAAGUUGAGGGAACCUGUUGUGAAUUUGAGUGUUUACAAGGUAAUGGGCUAUCAGGCAAAACAGAAUUUGCAGUGCUGUUCUCAUUAAGCACUGGGUUGGUGGUUUUGUUGAUUAUACUUUUUUUGGUGCUUUACUGUCAACAUCAGAGAAUCAAAAAGUCCAAAAAACAAAGUGAAAUGACAAAAACACAAUCUGCUACCGAACAGUCACAAUCAACAACUGCAUGCUCUCCUGGUGUCAUUACACACCAGUUGAAACAACUCCACAAGGUCAUACUGAGUUGCCACCACCAUACUCAGCAGAGCCGCGCUGUCGUGUUGUAA
Dendronephthya gigantea is the source of this 580-nucleotide messenger RNA. Its product is annotated as integral membrane protein DGCR2/IDD-like. The record is from RefSeq and is a predicted model, not a curated record. NCBI's taxonomy places the organism in Eukaryota, Metazoa, Cnidaria, Anthozoa, Malacalcyonacea, Nephtheidae. Gene Ontology annotation, cellular component: membrane. Gene Ontology annotation, molecular function: protein binding. The coding region runs from base 80 to 580 and encodes 166 amino acids. The transcript has 5 exons.